UGACGUCAGUGCAUAACUUUUAUGAAGACGUAGUUUCUUAACUAGGAAGUGAGCCACCAACAGUUCGCAAGGCAAAAUUUGGAGGAAAAAAAAAGUUCUGGAUUGAGAAACUGCUGGGCGGGUUUGCAAAAGGAAGGAGGGGGGAAAAGAGAGAGAAAAAACAAGCGAACACUCUGCCCUGAGUUGGCACAGUUGUUUAGGACCUCUGAAGGCACGUGCGGAGACUAGCUACUUGGACGUUGGGCAGCAGUGAGGCUGGCUGUGGUGGUGUGCCUGUUCUGACAUAUUGGUACAGAGCAAGGGCCCACGAUUUAGUCCUGGCACUUGGCCGUCUCGUUCAUAGCCCACACCCCUGGAGCGCCCACCAGUGAAGAGGUUAAGAGUGAAAAGCGGGAGAGGGAUUGGUGGCUGGGCAGGUUGGCGCAGGGUUGUUUGUCCAGAUGCUACGGUGAAGAUGAACGGGCAGGCAACAGGCAAAAGUUCAGCCAAGCGGAAGGGCAAGCAGAUCUCAUUCUUCGGUGAGAAUACCGGCACCGUUCAGGCGAGCCCGUCCCGCCUCCGGAAGAACGGGAUGAUCCGCGGUGAGGCAGAGGGCGGCCCGCUCAAAUCGCAGCCCCCCACGGUGCCCGAGACUCCAGCGAGGGGCGGGCAGUGCCAGUCUGUUGGCUCCGAUUUGGCAAUGAGCCAAGGGAGGGCUGUGGCAACUGGCAGCACCAUGCCCCCCAACUGGGCUGCGUCUGUCCUGAUCGACCGCCUACCUUCCAAGGGGAGCUUCAGCUGGCAACCCACUGGCUCCUGGACUCAAAGCGCAGCCCCAUUCUGUGCCAGUGUCGGAGCAGUGAGCAUCAUCGAUUCCAAUGCCACGGGUCCCUUCUCGCAAGCUCUGACAAAGCAAGGGGCCACAGCCCAACCACAGAAGCAGCAACACCGGCAGACCCAACUGCCUCUUCAAACCCAACAGCAACAACAGAACCAGCUAAAGCAGCACCUGCACACCCAACAGUCGAACCAGCUACAGCAGAAACAGCAUCAACUCCAACAGCAACAUGCGCAGACCCAACAGUCAGACCAACAUCAACUCCAACAGCAACAUGCGCAGGCCCAACAGUCAAACCAACUACAGUCAAACCAACAUCAACUCCAACAGCAACAUGCGCAGGCCCAACAGUCAAACCAACGUCAACUCCAACAGCAACAUGCGCAGACCCAACAGCCAAACCAACUACAGUCGAAUCAACAUCAACUCCAACAGCAACAUGGACAAGCCCAACAGUCAAACCAACGUCAACUCCAACAGCAACACGCGCAGGCCCAACAGUCGAACCAACUACAGUCGAACCAACAAAUAUUCCAACAGCAACAUGCGCAGGCCCAACAGUCAAGCCAACUACAGCAGAAACAACAUCAACUCCAGCAGCAACAUGCACAGGCCCAACAGUCAAACCAACUACAGUCGAACCAACAUCAACUCCAGCAGCAACAUGCACAGGCCCAACAGUCAAACCAACUACAGUCGAACCAACAUCAACUCCAGCAGCAACAUGCACAGGCCCAACAGUCAAGCCAACUACAGCAGAAACAGCAUCAACUCCAGCAGCAACAUGCGCAGACCCAACAGCAGAACCAACUCCAGCAGCAAUACCAGCAGAGCCAACUGCUGCAUCAACAUCAGCAGCAGCAACAAAGUAAUGAAGUUCUGCCUCAACGCCAAUUCUUCCAGUACCAGUACGGCCAGAACCAGAAGCAAGAGCUGCCUCCAAAUUCCGUAUUGAACAUUUUCCAUCAAGUCCACCAGCCAGCACUCCUUCCUCUUUACAGUCACCAAGCACCGACCACCUGCCAACAGCACCUGUUCCAGCAGUUCUUCCCUCACCAGCAGCCGCCUCAGUCUCUCGGUCUCCAGCGUGUACAGGCGAGCCAGGGGUCCGAGGCUUCAAUGCAUCACGUGGUUUCAACGGCAGCUCCAUUCCAACAGCAACUUGCUGAGGUUCAUGUCAGCAAAGGCCUUCAGAGGUCCACCCUGGGUGGACUCAAACAGGAACACGUAGCACCCCGCCAGCUGACGGUGGAAUUUCAGGCCCCUUUGGCAAAGCGGGCACAUUACCCCCUCAAGGAGAGGCAGGCGAAGCCCCCGGCGUUUGAGGUGCACAGGGUUGGGAAUCCAGCGGGUUCCACAGAGAGUGCUGGCCAGCGCUGGCCCCAGGCCUACGGGCCGGAACUGCAGAAGCUGCUCAAUGUGCCGCCCAGCCACUCCGGCCAGAGCCAGCUCAAACUGUUUGAGGCGGCCGGCCCGCAGGGCGCCCCACCCCGCGGGGGGGAGAGCUGGAGUCGGAGAGAGCCGGAGAGCAAAGAGCCGGCCCGGGAAACGGCCUCACUGGGCGAAAGCACCGCCGAUAGUCUCGUGCAACUCUCGAUGAAGAAAGAGGAGACAUCGGGCGAGGAAAAUGGACCACAGCCCCAACAGGAAUCCACAGAGGCCCCGUCCAAUUGGACCACCUCCGCUAAGACUGGAGAGAGUGACUCGCAAGAAGAAAGGCAGAGUGUGGUAGCUGGUCACCCGAAGGUCCCUGUGGGGUCUGCAUGUUCCAGAAGUCAGGUCGAUGACGGCUUUCUGCAGCCACUGGUAAUACCGGUAUCAGUGCCAGUCCGAAAGCUGGACCCUGUUUCAACCAGCACCGACAAGAAAGCGGAUGGGGAGUCCCCGAGGAACUCGGCAAACGACAGGAAUCUGUCGGAGCUCAAUCCAUCUCUAUUACCCACCCGCAGACGAAGAUUGAGUAAAGGGUCAGGAACAGAACACUCGGCCCAGGAGAACGCUAGCUCCAGAGGCCACGUGAACCUGACCGCAAAACUGAAGCGACGGCCAAGACCAGAGCCUCUCUUCAUUCCACCCAAACCCCUCAACCAUGUCUCUGUCAUCACAUACCCACCUGGCACCCUUUAUCAGAGCAACCUGCGCUCGCCCGUCAGACUGCUUGACCAUCCCAUGGACAAGAACUUCCAACCUCCACCCUACACCCCCCCACCUAUCCUCAGUCCCAUGCGGGAGGGCUCGGGACUCUACUUCAAUGCCUUCCUGUCGUCUUCAAGUGCCUCGUCUCAGCCGGUCACACCAAGGUCAACGCCGAAAGCCUGCUUAAGCCAAUCAAACAGUGUCGAUACUCCUCCUCCGGUUCUCUCCCUCAUGAGUGAAGUCACUCCAGCAAGCAUCGAACCACGGAUUAACAUUGGCCCACAGUUCCAAGCUGAAAUACCUGGUCUCCGUGAUUGGUCUUUGGCAGCAGCAGAUGCCAGCCACGCCGAUCUGGUCUUCAAACCGUGGGAGGGUCACAAAAUGACUCGGCUUAACCAGCAGAAAGUGGAUGACCUGAUGACACUGGCCUGUUCCAGCAUUUUACCAGGAGGCGGGACAAACCAGGAGCUCACCUUACACUGUCUCCAUGAGUCGAAGGGCAACAUACUGUCAGCCUUGAAUAUGCUUCUUAUUAAAAAGACUCCCCGGGGCAGGAGUAAGGCACUACUCAGUUACCAUUAUGCAGGGUCCGAUAAGUGGACGUCUACAGAGAAGAAGAUGUUCAACAAAGGGCUGGCAGCACACAAGAAGGAUUUCUUCCUUGUUCAGAAACUGGUGAAGACGAAGACAGUAGCCCAGUGUGUUGAAUUUUAUUAUACGUACAAGAAACAGGUCAAAAUCGGCAGGAACGGAGCGCUGAUAUUUGGCGAUGCUUCUGACAAUAAGAGUGAGGACGAGCCAGUGGAAAUUGACAGAAAGGAUUCUCUCCCUCGUAGAACCCGAGCACUUUACACAACAGAAGUUCAGGAAGAGGAGGAUGAGGAGGAAGAUGAAGAUGAGGAGGAGGACGGGGAGGAGGACGAAGAGGAAGAGGAGGAGGAUGGCCCAGUUCACAAGAAGCUGAUCCUCCCCCAGGCUAAGGUGGUGAAGACUGAACAGACCCCCGCAGCUCAGUCUCAAGGAGUUCACUUGCGGAAGAACCCUGACCCUACGUACCGAUGUAGCUACAGACCGCGACAGCCACCACUGGCCAUGGCACCACCCCGCAUGCCAGCCAGGAGCGAGCAGGCACAGUCGGGCGCCUCAGCCAAACACGCCAAACAGACUCCGGAGAAUAUCUUCCCCUGCAAGAAGUGUGGCAAGGUUUUCUUCAAAGUGAAGAGUCGGAGUGCGCACAUGAAGAGCCACAGUGUCCAGGAGAAAAAGCAAAGGGAGGCGGAGCUGAAGAGUCGUGUUACGGAGGAUGAGCAGAAAGAAGAGCAAGAGAAGUACAGUGAUUAUUCGGAUAGCUACCAGGAUGUGUGAAGAUGGAGAAGGAAUCUGGCUCCCCUCAACAGGUCUGCAAUCUCAACAGGACUCGGUCUGUUGGCCAUGACCUUCUCCUGAGAAGCUUCGCCUGUAUCUCUUUGUCAUCAUUUCUUGCCCAGCCCUGGCCUCCCAGGCAGGCAAGUGGGGCUAGUGUGCUUUUUAGGGCUGGAGUAACAGCAGUGUUGGCAAACCAAGAUUACACAUUGGAAAAUCUUCUGCACUUCUCAAUUGUACCUGCUUGAUGGAACACUUCCCUUCACCCGCCCUUUCCCUUUUAUUAAAUGUACGGUUGCACAACAGAGUUUCUGCACGGAUUGAGCGAUCGCUCGGGAACGGUGUUGCACAUGUGUAAAGUGUGGAAUUGAUUAAUCUUAUUGUUGCUCAGCAGAAACAGGCUUGGGACUUGUAUUCAACGUAAAGGAAUCACCGCAUUUGUAAUUUUACGUCACACUAUACAGAAUGACAUUGCAUGACUUCAGGCUGCAGUAAUAAAGAUGGACAGCCAUGACAAACUGUCAGUUUCAUACAACCUUACAUACACGCAGUUAGGCUGCUUGAGUUUGGUACUUCAUGUGAAAUCUUACCGAAGAUCUGAUUUGAACUCAGGGGUCAGAGCUGACCUGCUCCUCAGUAGCCUGUCCCUGAUGACCUAUCCCAUUGUCUUAAUGCACAUCCAUGUUUAUGGAACAUACUGAGAAUCUACCACCCGUGGGUGGUUUAUUCUUUGGACUUAAGUCAUUCAGCUUCCACAGUGCCCAGACCCGAGACAGUCUGGAUGUGUUGCCCUCUCAUCUGAGAUUGAAUGAUGAGGGUGCUGUUGUAUUGAGGUUGUAUGCUGGGGACUUGCAAUCUGUUACGUUCUUUCUCUGCAAGCAAGUUUGUGAAAUUUGCCGAGCUAGCGACUGGGUCUCACUUUCAAUGGGUGUCAUUUGUUUAGUCCUGGUCCUUCUAAGACUGUUGCCUUGAGACUGGUUCCACCGGUGUCAUCAACCACAUGUCCUGGCCCUCACCUGCAGUGUGCCACUGUCAUAUGAAACCAUGCUGCCCUUCAACUUGCUGCAAGUUGGCAAUCUUCCAGGCUGGCACAGGCCUUUUCAAAAAUAAUGACUGGCAAGCUAUCCAUUCUACCAGAUCUAUACCAUGGGAGAUUCAUAAUUUCCUUUGCUACCACUUCUCCUAUUUUUAAAUUACAUUUCCUCUGGCAUUUAUUUGAAGUGAACUUUAAUGAAUGAUGGGAGCUAUGCUUUGGUACCAUUGCCAGCUGUGGUUGGAUGUGUUCCCGGAGGCACGUGUCAAAUAUCCACAUUUUUAUAAUGGAUUAACCAUCUUUAAAUAGGGACAGACUAAGUAAAACAAAAAGCAGAUGUCCCCUUCAUUGGUUUUUGGGAAGGUUUUUCUCCCAGAGUUGCAGGCAGCUGGAUUUCUGGAGAGUUUGACGUUCCCUUCCCUUGGGCCAUGUAUUUGAAAAAAUAUUGCGCACUUGUGGCAAUCUUUAUUUGAUAUUUAAAAAAUUAGUUGGAUUAUCACAUCGCCUUUCGAGAUUUCUGGGUAGGUAACCCUUAAGCUGGGAAAUGUGUGGUCCUCUUAGCUCAGCGACUACUUCACCCGUUAAAAGCUGCUCUCGCUUGUAUUGCCACUGUAUGUAGAGCACACAGAGUAUCUGUAUUAUCCAGAUUACAGCUGUGGCUGUCAGCAUUGAAUUUAGCAGCCUGUUUUACUAUGGGCUUUGUAAAUACACCACAAAAGAUGAUGUUAUUUAUUCUUACUAUGGCUUAUUUGAUUUCUGUAUAAACUUUAUAAAGAUUUAUAAAGACUUUUAGUAAGGCUGGCCUGUAUAAUUUUUUUUGUGAAUGAUUUUGUACAUUUUGUUUUUUUUUGUCCCCUCCACCCCUCCCCUCUAAACCUUAUUUACACCGGCUUAUAACAGCAGGUUGGGACCCCCUCAUCACCUACAGAAUACAGUCUUUCUGCAAUGUAAUAUUUGUAUUUUAUUUUGUAUCAAUGAUUUGAAGCUUUGUUUUACAAAAGAAAGAGGUUGUAAAUAAACCAUUAUUAAAUGUAACUGCAGUUCAA
Hemiscyllium ocellatum (epaulette shark) is the source of this 6394-nucleotide messenger RNA. RefSeq names its product mitotic deacetylase associated SANT domain protein b (gene mideasb). The record is from RefSeq and is a predicted model, not a curated record. Gene Ontology annotation, biological process: regulation of transcription by RNA polymerase II; negative regulation of DNA-templated transcription. Gene Ontology annotation, cellular component: transcription regulator complex; histone deacetylase complex. Bases 455 to 4318 code for a protein of 1287 amino acids. Gene Ontology annotation, molecular function: transcription corepressor activity. Lineage: Eukaryota; Metazoa; Chordata; Chondrichthyes; Orectolobiformes; Hemiscylliidae. The transcript has 13 exons.